GCAUUACUAGGCAUUUCAUCCUGCGGGUUGCAGUCUUUGCUCUUCAGACUGUUGCUGGGUUGAAAUGCUUCUGCGGGACCGAUUCUGAGGUUGUGCAGAUAUUUCUCAAGGGCCUACUCAUUUGAGGAUAUCAGCGGCAUUUUGCAAGAUCAUCUGAGGAACAGGAAAGCAUCUGAAAUCAACUGAAAAGGAUAACUGUAGCGGUUUUUACCAGGGAAGGAAACUGUCUUGGCACAGAGGCAGAUGAUUGAAUAAAGUAGUUGGCUCAGAGAAGAUGCACAGUCUGCUGUUUUUCCUCUGAAUGAAGACCGUUUAAUGGAAGCUGUAUUCGUGUAGAGAUGAAAGGAAAUACUAGCGUGAUAAACUACUUUCUUCCCUUCUCUUUUUAAAAUGAAAACUCAGAAGCAGUAAUUGGAGCUCAAAGGUCUUCUGAUUCUUUUCCUGUCUGCUUGUUGUGUUAGGAUUCUCCACUGACACCAUUUCUGCCUGGUGCCUGUUUCUUUUUGCUGGGCAGGCAGAAACAACUGCCUGAUGGAGAAAGAAUGAAAGCUCUGCUUGCCUAUGUUACUGAUGGGAUAAAGCUAUCUAUGUUUCGGCUGUUAUAUGCGAAGUCUGGAUUCAUCAGUUUGUGUUCUCGUACCAGUAGUCCUGUUGUCUCCUGUGAUCUGACUCAUCACGUGUAAAUGUGCUGCAGCUUUGCUGUUAAUGCAGAGUGGUGGCUGUUUGUUUUUUUCUUUCCUGAACACAGGAAGAAUUGUCAACCCUUCAACUUUGAGGAUUUAUGCUAAAUUCUGUAUCUUUUUGUUUGUUUCCUGGAUAAUAUCUGUAUUAAGUCAGUGAAGCUGAAAAAAAUGAAGACAAAGUAGAAGUGGGAGCAGAAUAGUGAGAUUCUGUUUUUUAUUUUCAGCUACAAGCCGCCCAGCCUACUGGUAACUAUAUGACCUUGCAGACAAGAGUGGGGAUAUCCGUGGCCACCUCUAUCAUAGCAGUUGUUUCUAAUUUCAUUUUUUAUGCUGUGGUGGCGUGUCACCCAAAACAAUGAUUGUUUUGUACAAGUAAAUUUCAGAGCUCAAUGUAACUACUUUGGUGGCAGAAAAAUAUUUUUUAAAAGAAUUAGUCCUUGACGGAGUUUUAAUUAUUGACACAUUGAUGUGAAACUUUUUAUAGAUUGCAAUAACCUGGCAGAAAGAAAUAGGUUUUUAUUUUAGGAAGUUAUGUAUCAUAAUUUUAAACUUGAGUUUCUCUAAUAUUACCAACUAUAAAACCAGCUGCACUGUUCAGAGAAUGUUCAUAAGUGGUAUACUGAAGAGGAGGAAAAACUGCUUGUGCUCGUCCCACUGUGACUUCUAUCACAUAGCGUGGAGUUGAAUGUUUUAAAAGAGCGAAUGAGUCGAGUGUGUAUUGUUGUUUUGGAGGAGGUAGAAGAUGAUUCUCCUGUAUUCAUUUCUAAGUUGCCCCAGGAAAGUAAAUCUCUACAUUCUCCACCCUCUGGAAAUGUAUUGCCAUCACUGGUGCAAGCUAUAUUUAAUGGUGAUCCAGAUGAAGUUCGAGCACUAAUAUUUAAGAAAGAAGAUGUUAACUUUCAGGAUAAUGAGAAGAGAACUCCUUUACAUGCUGCUGCCUAUCUUGGAGAUGCAGAAAUCAUUGAACUGCUUAUUUUAUCUGGAGCUAGAGUUAAUGCCAAAGACAGCAAAUGGUUGACACCUUUACACAGAGCAGUUGCAUCUUGUAGUGAGGAAGCAGUUCAGAUACUUUUGAAGCAUUCUGCCGAUGUUAAUGCUCGAGACAAAAAUUGGCAGACCCCUUUACAUAUAGCUGCUGCUAAUAAAGCUGUAAAGUGCGCUGAGUCUUUGGUACCUCUUCUGAGUAAUGUGAAUGUAUCGGAUCGAGCAGGGAGAACUGCAUUACAUCAUGCAGCUUUCAGUGGGCAUGGCGAGAUGGUCAAACUACUCCUGUCCAGAGGUGCCAAUAUUAAUGCUUUUGACAAGAAAGAUAGACGUGCCAUCCAUUGGGCAGCAUAUAUGGGUCACAUCGAAGUAGUGAAAUUACUUGUGUCUCAUGGAGCUGAAGUGACGUGCAAGGAUAAGAAGUCUUACACACCUCUUCAUGCAGCAGCCUCUAGUGGAAUGAUCAGUGUAGUCAAGUACCUUCUAGAUCUUGGAGUUGAUAUGAAUGAACCAAAUGCCUAUGGAAACACACCUCUUCAUGUGGCCUGUUACAAUGGACAAGACGUUGUUGUGAACGAGCUCAUAGACUGUGGUGCUAAUGUGAAUCAGAAGAAUGAAAAAGGAUUCACUCCUUUGCACUUUGCUGCUGCAUCCACACAUGGAGCACUGUGUUUAGAACUCCUGGUUAGCAAUGGGGCCGACGUUAAUAUGAAGAGUAAAGAUGGGAAAACCCCACUACACAUGACUGCUCUCCACGGUAGAUUCUCCAGAUCACAAACCAUUAUCCAGAGUGGAGCUGUAAUUGACUGUGAAGAUAAGAAUGGAAACACCCCUUUGCAUAUAGCAGCCCGGUAUGGCCAUGAGCUGCUAAUCAACACUCUUAUUACAAGUGGUGCUGACACUGCAAAGCGUGGUAUACAUGGAAUGUUCCCACUCCAUUUGGCAGCCUUAAGUGGUUUUUCAGACUGCUGCAGGAAACUUCUUUCUUCAGGAUUUGACAUAGAUACCCCAGAUGAUUUUGGCAGGACCUGUCUGCAUGCAGCUGCAGCUGGAGGAAAUUUGGAGUGCCUAAACCUUCUGCUGAAUACUGGUGCAGACUUCAACAAAAAGGAUAAAUUUGGGAGAUCUCCACUGCACUAUGCUGCCGCCAACUGCAAUUACCAGUGCCUGUUUGCUCUUGUGGGGUCAGGAGCAAGCGUGAAUGACCUUGAUGAAAGAGGCUGCACACCCCUGCACUAUGCAGCUACGUCAGACACAGACGGCAAGUGCCUGGAAUACUUACUAAGAAAUGAUGCAAAUCCUGGGAUCCGGGACAAGCAAGGAUACAAUGCAGUUCAUUACUCAGCUGCAUAUGGCCACCGUCUGUGUCUUCAACUGAUUGCAAGUGAAACUCCUUUGGAUGUUUUGAUGGAAACCUCGGGAACAGACAUGCUGAGUGAUUCAGAUAAUAGAGCAACAAUAAGCCCUUUACAUUUGGCUGCCUAUCAUGGUCAUCACCAAGCCCUGGAAGUGUUGGUACAAUCUUUGUUAGAUCUUGAUGUAAGAAAUAGUAGUGGGAGAACACCCUUAGAUCUUGCGGCAUUUAAGGGCCAUGUGGAAUGUGUGGAUGUACUCAUUAAUCAGGGAGCUUCAAUCCUCGUAAAAGAUUAUGUUUUGAAGAGAACACCUAUCCAUGCAGCAGCAACAAAUGGUCAUUCGGAAUGCUUACGGUUAUUAAUAGGAAAUGCAGAACCACAGAAUGCUGUAGAUAUUCAAGAUGGAAAUGGACAGACACCUCUUAUGCUGUCUGUUCUCAAUGGACACACGGACUGUGUAUACUCACUACUGAACAAAGGAGCAAACGUAGAUGCCAAAGAUAAGUGGGGAAGGACAGCAUUGCAUAGAGGGGCAGUUACAGGCCAUGAAGAAUGUGUAGAUGCAUUACUUCAACAUGGUGCUAAGUGCUUACUAAGGGACAGCAGGGGUCGGACACCUAUACACUUGUCAGCUGCCUGUGGACACAUUGGAGUUCUUGGAGCCCUUUUGCAGUCAGCAGCAUCCGUAGAUGCAAAUCCAGCCAUAGUAGACAAUCAUGGGUAUACAGCACUUCACUGGGCUUGCUACAAUGGUCAUGAGACAUGUGUGGAACUGCUUUUAGAACAGGAUGUUUUCCAGAAAAUAGAUGGAAAUGCUUUCAGUCCAUUGCAUUGUGCUGUGAUCAAUGACAAUGAAGGUGCUGCUGAGAUGCUUAUUGAUACCUUAGGAGCCAGCAUUGUGAAUGCCACAGAUUCAAAGGGAAGGACUCCUCUCCAUGCCGCUGCCUUCACAGACCACGUAGAGUGUUUACAGCUGCUGCUUAGCCAUAAUGCUCAAGUCAAUUCCGUGGACUCUACUGGAAAAACACCCCUCAUGAUGGCUGCAGAAAAUGGACAAACUAAUACAGUUGAGAUGCUGGUUAGCAGUGCUAGUGCAGAUCUGACUUUACAAGAUAAGAGUAAAAACACCGCCCUUCACUUGGCUUGCGGCAAGGGUCAUGAAACUAGUGCCUUGUUAAUACUGGAAAAGAUAACAGAUAGAAACCUCAUCAAUGCAACGAAUGCAGCCUUGCAAACGCCUCUGCAUGUUGCUGCCCGAAAUGGGCUAACAAUGGUUGUUCAAGAGCUUCUGGGGAAAGGAGCAAGUGUACUUGCCGUGGAUGAAAAUGGCUAUACUCCAGCUUUGGCCUGUGCUCCCAAUAAGGAUGUGGCUGACUGCCUGGCUCUCAUUUUGGCCACCAUGAUGCCUGUCUCCUCAAGUAGCCCAUUGUCAUCCCUGACAUUCAAUGCCAUUAACCGUUAUACAAACACCUCAAAAACAGUUAGCUUUGAAGCCUUGCCUAUCAUGAGGAAUGAACCUAGCUCCUAUUGCAGUUUCAACAACAUUGGUGGGGAGCAAGAGUAUUUGUACACUGACGUGGAUGAGCUCAACGACUCUGACUCUGAGACCUACUGAA
This is a messenger RNA of Peromyscus eremicus (cactus mouse), 4638 nucleotides long. RefSeq names its product ankyrin repeat domain 28 (gene Ankrd28). Gene Ontology annotation, cellular component: T-tubule. Bases 1386 to 4637 code for a protein of 1083 amino acids. The record is from RefSeq and is a predicted model, not a curated record. Lineage: Eukaryota; Metazoa; Chordata; Mammalia; Rodentia; Cricetidae. Gene Ontology annotation, biological process: protein localization to T-tubule; regulation of cardiac muscle contraction. Gene Ontology annotation, molecular function: protein binding. The transcript has 28 exons.